Enterobius vermicularis (human pinworm) is the source of this 816-nucleotide messenger RNA. The record is from the annotation of a GenBank genome assembly. NCBI's taxonomy places the organism in Eukaryota, Metazoa, Nematoda, Chromadorea, Rhabditida, Oxyuridae.
AUGGACAGUCCAGCUACUUCAAAGAACAGUGAAGAAUGGAGUUCAGAAGAGCUGAAGGCGUUAUUUGAUUGUAUAAAUCAGCGCGGAGCACAUGAAAAUUAUUUAAAGCAUAUAUUUGAACGCAUUGAAACCCGUUCGGAAGAUGAAAUUAGAGCUAAAAUUGUUGAAAUACGCGGUUUGGUAAAGGAGAGGAAUGAUAAGAAAAUGCACGACCAGUUGGAAAAAUGGCUGAAAAACGACACUUUACUUUCUGAUAUUUCAGAGGUCAAAACAUGGUCCACUGCUGUCGAUAAAAUACAGAUGGCUAAGCGAAAAAUUAUGGACCGGACCUGUGAUGCUCUAAUGGGCUAUUUUUGGGAUGAAUUUGAAUCUUACGCGAAGGACGGUGAAAAACAGUUCCUGUUGUGUACAGACUCUCAGUUUGCCCCGUCUCGGGGUCGAAGGGACGAAGUAGACUUUUCAAAAUUUUACCAGUUCUUCCACUCUAGUUUGAGUAACGACAACUUCAAAACGGAUCUUAGAAGCUUAGAGGCGGCUAUUCUUCUGAGUGUGUAUGAAGAUAUCGUUAAAGAAGUCGAUGACGUAAAAUUUGAAAAAAGAAGGAUGAUGUUCAAGGGGAUGUUUCGUGACAUUCAGGAUGGUCAUCUGUCAGAUUAUGACUUUCGUCAUUGUAAUGGCUAUGAGGACGCAAUCACUGUUCAACUAAAUCCUUUUUGUCUAACAGAAGGUUGUUUAAAUCUCGACGAAUCCAAUGAAUACUCGGAAGAAGCAACGGCAGCUGGCGAUGUAGGACAUGAAAAACUUAACAGUUUAUAG